Messenger RNA from Nicotiana tabacum (common tobacco), 1062 nucleotides. The record is from RefSeq and is a predicted model, not a curated record. NCBI's taxonomy places the organism in Eukaryota, Viridiplantae, Streptophyta, Magnoliopsida, Solanales, Solanaceae.
ACUAAAUUUGGAGAUAUAUAUGAUUGUGUGGACUUCUACAAACAACCUGCAUUUGAUCAUCUAUUACUGAAAAAUCACAAUUACCAUCCUCAGAUGAAACCAUCUUUGUUUGUGAAAGAGAGCGAUUCAACUAUGUCAACAAGUAAUAAGCUGUCAGGAAUAGAAUUACCAGACGGAGGUUGUCCUGUUGGAACUGUUCCAAUAAGAAGAACAACCAAAGAAGAUCUUAUUAGACAUAAACUUAUGCCACCAGCAGAAAAUGUCAUGGUCGACAGUCCACUUACUCAUAGGGAAAACUCCAUUGAUUCAAAAAGAAGAAGAUACAAACCUUUGCAAGGGUACAAGAUUGCGACUGUUCAUACUGAUGACGAUAAUCCAAACAACAAAUUUGGAGGAGCUUCCAUGGCAGCAGCCGUAUAUAAUCCUCAUGUCGAAGGUCAACAACAUAGUGCAUGUCGAUUAAAAAUUAUUAAAGGGUCAAAUAUUCUACAAGCUGGUUGGAGAGUUGACCCUACUCUUUAUGGCGACAAUAAUACUAGGUUAUACAUACAUUUCGACGAUGGUACAAAUUCUUGUUUCAAUUUGUUAUGUCCUGCUUUUGUACUUAUAAAUACAGAAAUAGCGGUAGAUUCAGUAAUUUCUCCCGUUUCACAACCUGGAGUGAAGACAUAUGACCUGGCUUUUUACUUAAAUUGGGACCUAAACAAUGGAAAUUGGUGGUUUUUUAUUACAAACACUCAUACACCAAUUGGUUUUUGGCCUCAAGAGGUGUUUGAUGAUUUUGUGUAUUUUGCAACAAGAGUUGAAUUUGGCGGAGUGGUAUAUAGUCCACCUGGAAUACUUGAACCGCCCAUGGGUUCAGGCUCUUUCCCUGUAGGAAACACUACGCGUGAUGGAUAUUGUAGAAAUAUUACAAUUUUAAGCGAUAAAGACGAAAAUAUAGACAUAGGUAAAUUGACAACACAUGUAGAUAGUCCUAAUUUAUACAACGCCGUAGAUGUUGAAAAUGCUGGGGGUGAUUGGAAACAUAUGGUUUUGUAUGGUGGACCUGGUGGCUGGUGA